This is a messenger RNA of Aureobasidium vineae, 1074 nucleotides long. The record is from the annotation of a GenBank genome assembly. Lineage: Eukaryota; Fungi; Ascomycota; Dothideomycetes; Dothideales; Saccotheciaceae.
AUGAUCGGUGGUCUCCUGGGCUACGCAAUCGGACACAUAACCACCGGCUCCCUUGAACGCUGGAUGUAUGUAUUCAUCAUCUUCGGCAGCAUCAGUAUCGUCUGGGGUAUCGUGGUGCUCGUAUUUCUUCCCGACAUUCCCUCGACCGCAAAGUUCUUAACCGAGAGAGAAAGAUAUGUUGCAGUGGAGAGAGUGGCCAGCAACAGACAAGGUGUCAAGAACACUCAUUUCAAGAGAUAUCAAUUAGUGCAGACAUUACAAGAUCCAAAGACUUGGAUUCUGUUUGUUAUGGCUGUGGGUGCUCAGGUGCCUAAUUCUGCUAUUACGAGUGUAAGUGUUUCUGUUCAAGCUUUUGGCUACGAGGAAAAAGUGCAGAAGCUGAUGCAAAUACAAAACAGUNUCACCUCCAUAAUCGUCGGCUCUUUCGGCUUCGAUACCCUUGGCACCCAGUACCUGCAAAUUCCCGGCGGCUUCAUUCAAUUCAUUGCUCUCAUCGGUGGCGGCUUCAUUUGCUCGCGUUACCCCAACUCUCGCUGCAUCGUCAUGAUAGCUGCAAACUGCAUCUGUAUCCUUGGAGCUGCGAUGCUUGUCGGUCUCCCUUCAAGCAACAAAUGGGGUAGAUUGGUAGCAUUGUGGUUAUGCUAUUUCCAAGGCUUGGGAUUCAGUAUGAGUUUGACUAUGGUGAGCAGUAAUGUGGCUGGAUAUACGAAGAAACAGUGUACGGGCACGAUUCUGUUCGUGGGAUAUUGUGUGGGCAACAUCAUUGGUAAGUUUGCCUCCGCUCUUGCCUUAUGUCCGUUCUUGCAGAGACUGACAGAAAGCAACANNAUAGGACCCCAAACUUUCAGAGACAGCGAAAAGCCUGGCUACCACAGUGCUUACAUAGCCAUGUUGGUGGGCUAUGUUGUUAAACUGGGUAUGGUUGUUGUUCUGUACAUCUACAUGUAUACAGCAAACAAGAAACGCGAUCGCGAGGCUGGACAAAUGUCUCUGGAGGAAGAGAGGUUGGCUAUUGAGCAAGGCAUGCAAGAUCAGACUGAACUUGACAACAAGGGAUUCAGAUAUACUCUAUAG